Molecule: messenger RNA, 2851 nt
Organism: Hyla sarda
Lineage: Eukaryota; Metazoa; Chordata; Amphibia; Anura; Hylidae
Gene: SLC7A5
Product: solute carrier family 7 member 5
Exons: 10
Coding region: 592-2100 (502 amino acids)
Biological process (GO): amino acid transmembrane transport; neutral amino acid transport
Cellular component (GO): membrane
Molecular function (GO): L-amino acid transmembrane transporter activity; neutral L-amino acid transmembrane transporter activity
Source: RefSeq, a predicted model, not a curated record
CUGCCUGCUCUCCAUCUGCUUCAUCCCUGUUGCAUCACCAUUAAUAUGUAAUUCUCGUGACGUCUGUGAGAACAUGAGAAUAAAACCUGAGCGGCGGGAGCGGGGGAUGUCAGAGAACAAACACCGGGGAUAACGAGAACAGCAGUCAGUACAGGGGCACAGGUACCCCGACCAGCUACACAAGCCACUGACGACUCGGGGGAGCCCGCACCCAGGAAGAGCUGCCGAACAAGGGAACACGUGGAGGAAGAGAAGGCACCCACUCACGUGGAACCAGCCAGAGAGGUGGCACCGAGCAAGAAAGAGAUUCACCCCCGGAGUGCCCACCACAAGGGACUGGAGCACCCAUUGAGGACACUGCAGUGAGUGUCAGACAUAGGGGCACCCAGCAAGUCACCUACUUCGAGCGCAGCAUCAUAUAGGUGGGCACUCACUGAGCUGACAGCUGACACUCAGGGUCACACUGAGGAGCAGCUCUAGAGCCAGUCUCAGUAUCACAUACUGACUCAGGGUACAGCACCUGCUGACUGUCCAGCAUCUCCUGCGGACUGUGCACCAGCCGAAGGACCAGUCACCAGCACCACAGCGAAUAUGUCGGGGGGCAGCCUGAAGCGCCGGCAGUCGGGGUCCCCGGGGCCCCACGAGGAAGAGGCCAGUGAAAAAAUGCUUCGGGAGAAUGGAGCCGCAGCCCCGGGAGAAGAGGCGGUGGAGCUGAAGCGGACAAUCACCCUGGUCAACGGUGUGGCGAUCAUCGUGGGCACCAUCAUCGGCUCAGGCAUCUUUGUCACCCCCACUGGCGUGCUAAGAGAGGCGGGAUCCCCCGGUUUGUCGCUGUUGGUAUGGGCCAUUUGCGGUAUUUUCUCCAUUGUGGGUGCUCUGUGUUAUGCUGAGCUGGGCACUACCAUCUCCAAGUCCGGGGGAGACUAUGCCUAUGUCCUGGAGGUGUACGGGCCGCUCCCAGCCUUCCUAAAGCUCUGGGUGGAGCUGCUCAUCAUCCGGCCGUCCUCACAGUACAUCGUGGCCCUGGUAUUCUCCACCUAUCUGCUCAAACCGCUCUUCCCCACCUGCCCAGUGCCCGACGACGCUGCCAAGCUAGUGGCCUGCAUGUGUGUCUUGCUCCUGACUGCGAUUAACUGCUACAGUGUUAAAGCUGCCACCAGGGUACAGGAUGCAUUCGCAGCUGCAAAACUUCUCGCCCUGUGUCUGAUAAUAAUCCUGGGAUUCGUGCAGCUUGGCAAAGGAGAUGUCAGCAACUUGAGCCCAGAACAUGCCUUUGACAACACCAGUCAGGAUGUUGGCAAAUGGGUCCUGGCCUUAUACAGUGGACUUUUUGCUUAUGGAGGAUGGAAUUACUUGAAUUUUGUUACAGAAGAAAUGAUAGAACCUUACAAGAACCUACCUCGUGCUAUCAUCAUUUCCCUGCCUAUAGUCACCUUGGUUUACGUCCUGACCAACCUGGCAUAUUUCACAACUCUUACCCCUGAGCAGAUGUUGUCCUCAGAGGCUGUGGCUGUGGAUUUUGGGAACUAUCACUUAGGAGUCAUGGCCUGGAUCAUCCCUGUCUUUGUGGGAUUGUCUUGCUUUGGUUCUGUAAACGGGUCACUGUUUACCUCCUCCAGGUUGUUCUUUGUUGGGGCCAGAGAAGGACAUCUGCCCUCUCUCCUAUCAAUGAUUCAUCCCAGACUGCUAACCCCGAUGCCUUCUCUCAUCUUCACGUGCGCCAUGACGCUGCUUUAUGCCUUCUCGAAUGACAUCUUUUCAGUCAUCAAUUUCUUCAGCUUCUUUAACUGGCUCUGUGUGGCUCUGGCGAUCGUUGGGAUGUUGUGGCUCAGAUACAAGAAACCAGAAUUAGAGAGACCCAUUAAGCUGAAUCUCGCACUCCCUAUCUUCUUCAUCCUUGCCUGUAUCUUCCUCAUCGUCGUAUCAUUUUACAUGACCCCCAUUGAGUGUGGAAUCGGUUUUGUCAUCAUAUUAUCAGGGGUCCCUGUUUACUACUUUGGCGUCUGGUGGCAGAACAAGCCUGAAUGGGCACAGCAGGCUAUACAUUCCACAACGGUCUUAUUACAGAAGAUGAUGGAGGUUGUCCCUCAAGAAUCCUAAACUCCUAUAAUGCACUGUCUCUGUGGUUAUGCACAAGAAAACAGUAGUUCUUAAAGGAGCUGACUAAAUGUUACUUUACAUAAGUUACAAACAGAACCAUCAGCCCAGUUCAUUGCUGGGCAAUUAUCAAGCAAAGAUCCCCAAAUACUGACUAAAGCCCCCCCCCCUCCCCCCUUCUUCACAACCCCAAAAAUAUAUGCAGUUUCUUAUCCAACCCCCUGACCCUAGACCUCUGACCCUGUCAGUAUUGUGGGGUCAUCAUUUUUGUAGAGUGGUCGUCUUUUUGUGUUUUUUUUUUUUUUUAUGAAGAAAACUCUUGACAUAGAAUUUUAGUUACCUCAGAAGCAAAAUGACCUCAAAGGUCUCAAAAGAAAUGAUCUCAAUUUUGAGUCAAAUAAAGUUGAUGACUGAUCCUGUGACAACAAGGUCUACUCUCCUAAAGUCUCUUCAAGGAUUUUUUUUUGGCUGAUAUUAACUUGGACUCUGGAAUCACUGGACCCUAGAAUCACUGACCAGGCUGACUGCACAGCUGGAAAUCCAAACUUGUUUCCUCUGCUUCAGGACUAGAUGUGAUUCUUUUAUACAAUUACCAUGAACUACACUGCCUAGUCAAUGGAAGCUUCUUACAUAGAACUGCCAGCUUCUGGCGGUAUUCUAUUCGCUGUUGUCUGGGCCAUCCUCUCCAGUGAUACAAAGUUUAAUCUGAUUUGAAAACGUUUUUAUAUUUUGUAAAAAAAAAGAAAAAAUUUUA